Molecule: messenger RNA, 841 nt
Organism: Lindgomyces ingoldianus
Lineage: Eukaryota; Fungi; Ascomycota; Dothideomycetes; Pleosporales; Lindgomycetaceae
Exons: 1
Coding region: 94-783 (229 amino acids)
Biological process (GO): N-acetylglucosamine metabolic process
Cellular component (GO): cytoplasm
Source: RefSeq, a predicted model, not a curated record
CAACUCCAACCUCAUCUCCACACGUCCCUCCCUUCAACCCUCCAAAACCUCCUAAACCUCACCCUCCACAUCUGUCCCACAGCCACAGACAAAAUGACAAUAGACUCCAACUCCCACCCAUCAACCUUUCAGUCAACCUGGCGCCACAACCCGGACCCCACCGCCCUCCCCUUCCCCCGCGACAACCCCCCCUUCCAACUCACCGCCAUCGACUGGCAACAGCUCUCCCUCACGGACUCCCAAUUCACGGCACACACCUGGUCGGAUCUCCACUCCCUUAUCUCCACAAACCAACUCGACGAACUCAAGCGCUGGCCCUCAUUCCUGAAAGCCUAUCUCGCAUGGACGGCGCACGUCAAAGCCGAAUAUGGAAGCGCAACCCAGUAUCUCCUCCAACAACGGCUAUUCUGGACACCGUUGUCAGCGACCGGACCGCUGCGGUUUGAGUUGAAGAACGAGGUGCCGUUCGCAGACGAAGCGGAUUUUAGAAUAUUGAAAAAUGACUGGAGCUAUGCGGUCACGCCUGGCAUUUCGCAUAUUGUGGUGUGGCUCAAGCAGCCGCUUUCGGUAGACGGGGAGGGUGCGUUGACGAUCGAGGGCAGGAAGCAGGUGGAUGAUUUUGUGAGGGCGAGGUUUAGGGUUCCAGCCGGGGAGGAGAAGGAGGGGGAGAAAGUGCAGUGGUUUAAAAAUACGACCAAUUUGCAGAGUGUGCGGAGUUUGGAACAUUUGCAUGUGUUGGUUAGGGAUGUGCCUGAGGAGAUCCUGAAGACGUGGAUGAAUUAGGGAGGGGUGGAGAGUUUGGGAAGGUGUAUGGAGGAAGCGGCGGAUUUGCCUAGACCAU